CAGAAAAAAAAUUAACAGAGAGAAGCCAAGAGAAAGACUAUUGGAUGAAUUGGGCGAAUUGAACCUCCACCGUCGGGCGUUUCGUGUUCGUUUACCUUUGGAGGAUCACCUUGACUUCUUCUGACCACCACUUCCUGUUCUGCCCUCGUCUUUUCCCUUUCGUCACUUUUUCCCCCUUCGCGACCAUCCGCCGUCUGCACGUGAGAGUUCCGCCUUCUCUCCGACCUCGCGCUGUGACGUCUUCUGUUCUUCUCAAUCGCCCACCCUCGAAUUCCUGCACAUACUCUCCGAAACGGCUUCAAACAGACCACUGCUCCUGCCAUGGUUCGCCCCCGCGGUCGGUCGCAACUGGGCGUGGACAUUCGCGGCGACACCAGCGCGCCCGCAAUGUCCACCAUGAAUGAAGUCAGCCCGAUUGAACCCACUUCCCCGGACUUGAGCAAGCAAUUGGAGAAUCGCAUGGCGGACAAGUCCUCCGGAAAGACACAGUCGAAGAAGCGUCGCAGUCGCUCCCUCCUCCAUCGAUUCGCCGACACCUGUCUCCGGUAUACAUGGCUGCUCCCGCUACUGCUCAUGACCUUCCUGCUGGCGCUGUACGCGGUCAACCCGACGACCUCCAAUCCCAUGCACAGCGCCAUCUUCCUCUCCUAUCCUCAGCCCCCCAAGACCCCCGGCGGACCUAUUAUGUACGGCAAAGGCAAGAAGGACAUCGCUUUCGUGGCCUUUUACACCAUCGUCCUGUCGUUCACCCGCGAGUUCAUCAUGCAGCAGAUAAUUCGCCCGCUGGCUGUCCGGUGUGGAAUCCGGGGUAAGGGCAAGACCGCCCGCUUCAUGGAGCAAGUCUAUACCGCGAUCUACUUUGGUAUCUUUGGACCAUUUGGAUUGUAUGUCAUGAGCCGGACCGAUAUCUGGUACUUCAACACGACCGCCAUGUUCGAGGGAUUCCCGCACCGCGAACACGAGGGUCUGUUCAAGGCGUAUUACUUGCUGGAGGCGAGUUAUUGGGCGCAGCAGGCCAUUGUGCUCUUGUUGCAGCUGGAGAAGCCCCGUAAGGACUUUAAAGAGCUGGUCGGCCACCACAUCAUCACUCUGGCUUUGAUUGCGCUGAGCUACCGAUUCCACUUUACCUACAUGGGUCUGGCCGUGUAUAUCACCCACGAUAUUUCGGACUUCUUCCUCGCUACAUCCAAAACCUUCAAUUACCUCGACUCCGUCAUCGUUGCGCCCUACUUCUGCAUGUUCGUCGGUAUCUGGAUCUACCUCCGCCACUUCCUGAACCUCAAGAUUCUCUGGGCCGUCCUGACCGAGUUUCGCACCGUGGGACCCUUCGAACUCAACUGGGAAACACAGCAGUACAAGUGCUGGAUCAGUCAGUACAUCACCUUCGGUCUGCUCGCCAGUCUGCAAGCUGUCAACCUGUUCUGGCUCUUCCUGAUCCUGCGCAUCCUGGCCAACUACAUCUUCAACAGCGUCACUAAGGAUGAGCGCUCUGACGAUGAGGAGUCCGAAGAGGAGAUUGAGAAGGAGGCUGAGUCCAAGGCUACUAUUGCCACUGGCAUCGCCAAGGAGAACAUCGCUCCUCAGGUGCAAGUCAACGGAGAGCCUGUGCCUGAGCAGCGCGGCCCCCGGACACGUAGCCGCAAGGCUUGAAGAGCAAUGCAAGGACCCGAUAAUGAGACCAGGAUCCACAUCCUAAUAUGAUGCUGUCUCGGGUAUGCAUGCUUUUCUAUAUCUUUGACAUGUUUCACUUUUUGGCCUUCAUCGGUUGCAACAUAUGCCCGGUUUCGCGGGCAGCACGGCGCUUCCCUGUUUAUAAUUUAUGCAUUGAAAUAUAUUCAUUGGGAGAUCAUCUGGCAAAUUUGGAUGAUCCGGGAUCAGGCAUGAGGAAUGCUGUUUCAAUUCCCGUUCUUGCACGUCUGACAUGAUGCAUUUGGAGAAGGUUCGGACUUGGCUCCCUUCUCCAUUAUCAUCCCCGGAUCCGAGGAAGCUUAAUCAAAGGGUACCACGAGCCUAAUGUUAUGUGGUAUGGUUUGAGUGGAUGUGUAUGAUCUUUUUGUUUCGAUUCAUGCACAGUCGACUUAGUUUUUUGGUUUUGGUUCUUGUCUGUAUUUAUCACCACUUUUUUCUUUCUUUCUUGUGGUUUUAGCUGUUGUUGGUGUUUUGUUCUGGAUUGAUUGAAUGGGCUAUGCGGUGAGACGAAUAUAUCAAUGAUCUUUAUGUCAUAUCUUCCUGGCCGUGUAAAGAAGGCUCCGG
Molecule: messenger RNA, 2253 nt
Organism: Penicillium subrubescens
Lineage: Eukaryota; Fungi; Ascomycota; Eurotiomycetes; Eurotiales; Aspergillaceae
Product: TLC domain-containing protein
Exons: 3
Coding region: 322-1650 (442 amino acids)
Biological process (GO): ceramide biosynthetic process
Cellular component (GO): membrane
Molecular function (GO): sphingosine N-acyltransferase activity
Source: RefSeq, a predicted model, not a curated record